AUUCAUUUUGUCGGCCUUCCUCACGACGAAUUGAAUACGGGCCACUGGUGGUGGAAAAACCCAGUUCUAUUUAUAUCGGUGGGUUUUCCCACCUUGGUGCACCGACCCCGCCAAAAUGAGCCGUAUAAAAUACAGAUUUGAACCAUGCAGAGUAAGACCGUAAGACGCAUCGAUAACAGGGUAGAGUAAUCAGGCCUCGUCAUAAUAACAAUAUGCUAUCUAUUUACAGAAAUAGGAUAACAUGCAUCUUGGACUUUGAUUGUUUGAUCACAAAUAAUUUGGCAGGUGAAACAUAUAGUUCAAAUUCGUCAGACAUCGCUGAGAUCUCAAUCUUAUUUUCUUUUUAACUCGCAAGAAACAAUUCUAAUUUCUCAUGGCUGCAAUGACUGCGACUAGAGAAGAUGCCACAGGUUCCUUGAGGAAUCUUACAUGUCCAAUGUGCCUCGGAAUCUUCACUGAAGCGACCAUCUUGACAUCAUGCGGACACACAUUCUGCAGGAACUGCCUGAAGACCUACGACCUGUCUCACCAGGACCGUAACUACAUGGUCUGUCCUCUCUGUCAGAAGAACACCAAUUUGUCUGCGAACCGUGUCGAUGACUUGCUUGCAAACAUAACAGUUAAUAAAUUCGUGGACGAUUACCGGGUGAAAAAUGGAGGAGCAAAUGCUACCACUGCUCAGAUCCGCCCAAAAUGCACCUCUUGCAAGCUUCAGCCACAUGCUGUUUCAUUCUGCAGAACUUGUAAUGACCACUUGUGUGUUGAGUGCCGGUAUUGCCAUGAGCAUCUUAGUAUCUUUGAAGGUCACGAGAUUGUUUCCAUGCAGGAUGCUAUUAAGUUAAUUAAAUGUUCCUUCCACAGACUGGAGAAGAAAGAUAUAUUUUGUGAGGAUUGUAAAAUCUACAUCUGUCUCAAAUGCUUACCCGACGGUCAUCAGUGUCAUAAAAUCCAGAAUCGGGCCACGUUCGGUGAGGAGCUGCAGCUUGAAGUGGACAACCUUGUCAAACGAUGCGCAACUAAGGAACCAGAACUGCAGAUGAACAAUCAGAAUGUAGAGGAUCAACACAAUGAGGUAACCACUGCCAUGCAGAGGCUCCUGAAUGAUGUAAACAAUGCCUACAGAAUCAAAAGCAGAAAGCUGAAAGGGUAUCAUCAGAACCUCAAGACACAAAUUCAUACACUAGAAAAGAGAUAUGGUGACGCCUUAAAUGGCGUGAAAUCCAAUGAUCUACAGAAGAUUGAAGGUAUCCGUAGUUCAAUAGCCAGGAUUGCACAGAUAGAUAAAGACACGCUGGGUAAUCUUGAGACAGAGUAUCUGUCUGUUCAUAAAUUUAUGUGUAAAGAUCUAGAUUACUUGCUGAAAGAGGGUAAUGGUGGCACUUCGGCUAAGGCCAUUAAGAAUAAAGCUCAAAGGAAUAAGUUCAAACCAUCUGGUAAAACUCGAAUUACUCUUGGGAGCAUAUCAGGAUUCACCGAUACCACCCCCGGGACUGCGAUGACAGCAAAGAUUAAGGUAAAGAAGGAGAAGGGUCAUAGCAAGAAAAAGAGGAAUGUGGAGAAGAAUAAAAAGACAAACCAGAAUGGAAAAGAGGAGCUGAAGAAGAAGAAGAAUGGAGAAAAUGGACUGAAUGUUGUUGGGCAAAUCAUAAUAGGAUCCAGCAAGCACAUUUCGGGGGCCGCUAGUAUGAAUAAAACGGAUACUACACAAAGGAACAUCUCCAAGCCUGAUGAUAGUACUCGUCGUGACCUCGAGAAUAUCACAAAACAUAAGGGUCACACUUCCAUUACAAUGGAAGCACCCGGGAAGAUGUUAAUGUCUGCCGGUAAUAUUCGCAAGGACACCCGGAGCAUCUCUGAGUCUUCUGAUAGUUCGGUAGCCAUUAAGAAAUGUGGUAAAAAGAGGUUGAAAUCCGCGGACGAUAACCCCUUUUUCGACUCAGGGUGCAUCAAUUCAAGGGAGGCAGCACGGAAAAGGUUCAAGUCUGGAGAUGAUGAUCGUCCUAACCACAGGAGCAUCUCAGAAGCUGCUGGUCAAGCUCACUCUGGGACUAACACUGGACAGAAGGCAUUGGAGUCCAGAGAAUCUCCAGUUGUUAUAGUUAAAAAUGUACCGCCGCUCAAGAGAAUUAAUUCUGUUGAUAACCAUACUCGUCCUGGUUCAGAAAGCAUCGUACGAUCUGCUGAUCAUAAGUAUGCUGCAUAUGCAACAAUUGCAAAGAUAAGUCAGAAUGAAGGAAGGUCUGCGCAUGGUCCAUCUCUUGUGUUCACAGCGGUCACGGAAUCUACUAAUCACACUUCUGAAAUAUCUGUUGCGAUGAAGUCGCAAGAGAAGAAUUCAAAGCCUAAAACUAGAAUGGAAGCACAUAGCACUAAUAUUCCCAAGCCUGAUGGCAAUGUUGGACUACUUGGGAGCAUCUCGGAUUCCACUCAUGCAAAAAUGGCGGGAGCCAUGACGAAGAAAGUGCAGAAGAAGACAUUGAAGCUUACAAAUGAUACUCAUCUUGAUUCUACAAGCAUCCAAAGAUCGAAUUACUCCUUUGGGGCGGCCAUUACAAAGGAAAAAGAUGACAGAAGUUUCACGUCUUCACCUGCUUCUAUGAGUUCACCUGGUAAAACAUCUGCGCCUGUCUCUAAGAAAAAAGUAAAAGCGAAUAUAUCAAAACCUCUAAGUGAUAUUCGUCUUGACCGUGGGGCGAUCUCGGGUUCUAAUCAUACUUCUAGGUCAGUCGUCAGAAAUACAGAAGGUCUUAGAAGGUGCAAUUCUGAAGAUAAUUCCUGCUUGGGGCCAACAGGUCACAAGAAUUGUUUGGCACAGAAAACUCAAAUUUCCAAACCAGCUGAUUCUCGCUUCCCCGGUAACAUCCUAAGAUCCAACAUGUCUGUAGCAGAAAUUAAGAAAGUAGACCCACAAGAGAAAAGAUUUAAGAUUCCAAGAAAACCGCCAAAUCAAGACAUUCACCCUGUGACUACCACUGGAGCUUCUCUGGUGUCCGGAGAAUCUCCAGCGACAAUCGGUAAGAAAAUACCAAUGCUUAAGAGAAUAAAGUCGGUUGAUAAUUCUAUUCUUGAUUCGGAGAGAAUCUCUAGAUGUACUGAUCACUCUUCUGCGGAAAACAUUAGCAAGAAAAGUCAGAAUAAGUCGACGUCUGAAUUUGAUGCACACGUGGACCUCAUGAUGCUCCAAGGAUCUACUAACUAUACUACAGAAAUGUGUACUGCGGAGAAAACUCAGGGGAAGCGUUUGAAGUCUGACCUUGGGAACAUUUCAGAAGCUGGUGGUGACACAUAUAGUCCUACACCAACCAUGAAAAAGAAAGGACAACUUGAAAAGGUAAUAAAGCGCGAAUAUGACAAUUGUUUUGACCCUAACCCCAACUCGAGAACUACUGUUUUUCAUCAACUUCCUGGGAGCAUCUCGGGAUCCACUGAUCAAAAAUCUACGGGAGCCGUGAAGGAGAAAGCAGGUUUACAGGAGAUAAUUAAGAAAUUAAAUCGUACAGGUGAUACUAAUCUUGGGGCCGCCACUGCGAAGAAAACACAGGGGACACUAUCAAAGUCAACCGAUAAAAGUCGAGACCUCGGGAGCAGCUCAGUCUCAACUAUUCACACGUCUAUAGCAACCAAUGCAAAGAGAGUAGAGGAAAGUAGGUCCAAGGUUGCAAGUGAUACCCGUCUUAACAUAGAUAGCUUUCCGGGAUCAAGUCGGAAAUUGGAAGUCGUGGGAUCUAUAGGCCUACAAGGAUCGAUGUGGGGGCUGGCUAAGUACUCUGACCGAAGUGUGGCUAUCCGCCAUGGUUACGCAAAUGGUAUUGACAUCAUCGAUGUAGCAGGUGAAAAGUACCAAUACACUGCGAGGAAAUGCUAUGACUUUGUUUUCCAACGAGACAAGUCGAUAUGCAUGUCAGUGGGUAAUACAGAAGCACAUAUAUACUCUCCCGAUGGCUCCAAGAAAGCAACAAUCCGCGUUAAAAACAACGGCAAUUUUAUCGCUGUGAACAAGAGUCCAUCAGAUGAAAUCCUCGUUACCAACAAUGGAUAUCAAGUCUACAUCUUUGACGAAGCGGAAUUCAAUCUUAAACAUACCAUUCGAACAGUACAGAGCAGGACAAGACAGGUAUCUGCCACUUCAUCAGGUUUGGUCGUCACCAGCUCGUGUUGUUACACAAAACCGAGUAUUGUGGCGGUCUAUGACAGGGAGGGGGAUGCUGGCAAGCCCCUGAUUGCUCCAAACGAUAUCUACCUGUAUGUUGCCAUAGAUGAAAACGACAGAAUUUACAUAGCGAGUGUUGAUUGGAAGAAUAGUAAAAUGGUGAUUAGGCUCUAUGAUCUUGAUGGUUUGAAUCUAAAGGAAAGACUUGAGGUUGGUGCUCUUGAUAUACCGUUAUGUGAUUACUGGUGUACCUUAGUUUCUCUCUCCCCAGACUUGCUCGCUUUUGCUUGCCCCCAGAAGUUGUACUUUAUCAGAGUUCCACUCUAAUCCAACUCAUGUAGUAUAGUUUCCAUGUUUGUUUGAUAAGUAUAAAGUCGUGGUGUAGUGGUUCUGACUCUCGCCUUGUAAACAGAGGGUCGUGUGAUCGAAUCCCACCGCGGUCUGGCGUCCUUUGGCAAGGCGUUAAUCCACACUCUGCCACUCUCGACCCAGGUGCUAAAUGGGUACCCGGUAGGAUGUGAAAGUCAUUGUAGCUUGUCCAGUACUGUGUGGAAUACUGGAAUGACUGGAAUACUCCCCAGGGAGUGGAGGCAUACAUUGUGUGCGGGAAUGACUGAUUGAAUCCGAUGACCGGGGUAAUAAUGUAUCUGUAAAGCGCUUUAAUAGACACGUCGUUCCGAUUGUAUUAAGCUCUAUAUAAAAGCGGAUUAUUAUUAUUAUAAAUCAAAUACAACUCCAAGAUAGUCAUAGGUUCAGUACAUCUCAGUAGAUCGUUGUAGACUUUCGUCAAGUUAUC
This is a messenger RNA of Lytechinus pictus (painted urchin), 4946 nucleotides long. RefSeq lists its product as uncharacterized. Gene Ontology annotation, biological process: protein monoubiquitination. Gene Ontology annotation, molecular function: zinc ion binding; ubiquitin protein ligase activity. The transcript has 2 exons. The record is from RefSeq and is a predicted model, not a curated record. The coding region runs from base 374 to 4477 and encodes 1367 amino acids. NCBI's taxonomy places the organism in Eukaryota, Metazoa, Echinodermata, Echinoidea, Temnopleuroida, Toxopneustidae.